This is a messenger RNA of Triplophysa dalaica, 2477 nucleotides long. RefSeq names its product PR domain containing 8b (gene prdm8b). The transcript is spliced from 4 exons. Gene Ontology annotation, biological process: regulation of DNA-templated transcription. The record is from RefSeq and is a predicted model, not a curated record. Bases 171 to 1883 code for a protein of 570 amino acids. NCBI's taxonomy places the organism in Eukaryota, Metazoa, Chordata, Actinopteri, Cypriniformes, Nemacheilidae. Gene Ontology annotation, cellular component: nucleus. Gene Ontology annotation, molecular function: protein binding.
AUCUGCACGCCUCUCUACACUCGCGAAUCAUAAGACGGUCGGCGACACUGUCACUUUCAAAAGACGAGGAAAUGUGCUGACUGCACGGACUUCACUCAAGGCACCGAACACCUGCUUGAAGAUAUUGACAGCAAUUUUGAAACCUUGUGGAUUAUAUUACCUUUGUAUCCAUGCAGAAGAUGGAGGAAUCUAGUUCCCAGAGACUGGCCUGGGAUGGCGACGCCAAGGCGAUGCAGCAGUGUUUAACGGAUAUUUUUACCAGUGUCUACACCACCUGCGACAUUCCAGAAAAUGCCAUUUUUGGCCCAUGUGUUCUGAGCCACACUUCAUUGUAUGACAGCAUCGCAUUUAUUGCUCUGAAGUCCACAGACAAGCGAACCGCACCUUACAUAUUCCGGGUGGACACCUCAGCUGCCAACAGUUCUUCGGAAGGCCUGAUGUGGCUGAGGCUCGUGCAGUCGGCAAGAGACAGGGAUGAACAGAAUUUAGAGGCCUAUGUGAAGAACGGACAGCUUUUCUACAGGUCACUGAGGAGAAUAGAGAAGGAUGAAGAGCUCUUGGUGUGGUAUGGAAAAGAUCUUAUCGAGUUACUGCUCCUAAACACCGGGAGAAACCAAGUCAAAAAUAAAGGAGCUUCACCCUUUUCGUGUCCAGACUGUAGCCAGCGUUUUCAAUUCGAGUUUCCCAUUUUGGCUCAUCUGAGAUUCCGUUGCACUAAGAGACUACAAAGCAUGGCCAGCCCAGAAGAGGAGGCCAAAGAUGCCAGCGACCAGGCUAGUCUACCUCCUGCCAGGUCCAGUCCCAAGCUGGGCCGAUCCGAUGGCUUUUCCAAUCCACAGGACGGAAAGCCAUCCACUGACUUUCAUAAUCUUGCCAGGGAUUUAGAGAAUAACAGAACCAGUCCACCGAGCGACAAAGAGGCAGAAAUCCUGAGCGAGAACUCAGGAAAGCGCAAGUUCUCUGACAUGGAGGACAGCAGGAACAGUGGAUUAUCCCAGCCUCUCAAGUCCAAAGAGGAGCUGGCCAACUCGGCACAGCAGUACCGUGGAGCGUACGGUCUGGAAGAGAGCAGGCGGGCCUUUUCUCCUCCUGUUUCGGAGCCGAAAGAAACCAAGAGAAGCGCCUUUACAGAGGUCAAGAAGUCCUCUCAGAGCUUGAAGCACAGUGGCAAAAACUCCAGCUCCAACUCUGAGAACAAGGAGGCUGGCCGGCCCAGCAGCAACCCGAUUGAUAAACACCUAAACAUCAGACAGGUUCUUAGCGAGACUCAGCCCCCGCAGUCCCGAAUGGGGACCUCAUCAAUUGGCAGCGCUUUCACUUCGGUGCCCCAGCAUGGUGGUGGAGGAUCGGAGAGAAAGAGUGCCUUUAGCCAGCCGUCUCGCACCUUCUCGCAGCUAUCACCUCUUGUCAUGGCACCUAAGCUUCUGUCGGCGGUAGACUGUCAUCCUGCAGUGGGCGACACUGUCUCUUCCAGUAGACUCUACCAGGCAGACCACCUCGCCGCGAAGCUCCAAGGCUCAGAACUAGGCAGCAACUGCCCCGUGCCGGGUGGGAUUGGAAAACAGAACCCUUUCCUUUAUGCCACAGCCUUCUGGCCCAAGGCCUCAGCCCCCAUCCAGCUGCAGAUGCCCUCUGCUCUUACACUUCUGCCCCCUUCAUUCACUUCUCUUUGCCUACCUGCCCAGAACUGGUGUGCCAAGUGCAAUGCUUCCUUCCGCAUGACCUCUGACCUAGUCUACCACAUGCGCUCGCACCACAAAAAAGAGUACGCUAUGGAGCCUCUUGUUAAAAGAAGGAGAGAGGAAAAGUUAAAGUGUCCGAUCUGUAACGAAUCUUUCAGAGAGCGGCACCACCUUUCCCGGCACAUGACCUCUCACAACUGAGGAUUAAUUCUACUACAUCUUUAUCUUUUGCUCCAUUCAUUUUUUUCUUGGAGAAGAAGUUCCAAUUUUGUAUCAAAAGGGAAUAUCAGGAGGAGUAAUGCCAACACAUUUGUUCUCACUUUUAAAAAAACGUUGCUGUUUGAUUUCUUCAAAUGUCAUGUUUUUGUGUAUGGAAAAUUUUGACCUAAAAUCCUCAAAUCUAUUUAUUAUAUGAAGCACUUAUAAUUUGAAAAAAGGGACGAUAUUAAUGUAAGUGUACUUGGAAUUUUGUACAGUAUUGUAUAAUUUAUAAACCAAGUAAGAUGCAGAUCCAUUUCAUUGAGAGUUAUACAAUGAUGUGUUAUCUCUAUAAGGAUAUUGAAAACUGGGAGUAUGAUGUUGAAGUGUAUUUAAGAAUGCAUGUAAAUGAUAGUUAUUGGUUUAAGAUGCAGUCUAUUUGAAACGAUGUAAAUACUUGUUUUGUUUGAAUACAAAGCGUAAUAUUUUGUGUCUGUGGGGAAUAGAUUCAGUGUUUCUUCCUUUUGCUGAAAUUUACUAUUUGAUAGUUUAUCUAAUCAUGUUGAAUGCUUUGACAAUAAAAUAGCUUUAUUUUCA